Messenger RNA from Durusdinium trenchii, 1326 nucleotides. NCBI's taxonomy places the organism in Eukaryota, Dinophyceae, Suessiales, Symbiodiniaceae. The record is from the annotation of a GenBank genome assembly.
AUGGGACCUGGUGCUGCGGGGCUGUUGCUUUGGUCCCUGCUAACCUCUGGACUUUCACAAAGCUGCGAUGAAUCUCCAGAGGUGGGCUUACUACAGCAAAGUCGAGGGUUGUCGCCUUUGGACUUGGCACGUGCGAAGAAGGUGGUGCCCGGACCGAAGUUCCUGGCGGCCCAUACAGGAGAAUCGAAUGAGCUCCUGAACAAGCACUUGUUGCGCAUCAGCUACGGAAAGGCCAAACCCUGUGAGGAAUUCUCCGAUGCUGAGCUGGAUAAUGUACUGAAAAUCAUUUCCGAGAAGGCGCACGAGGUGUUACAGCGGAUGCACGAACAGAAUCAGCACCCCACGCGUGGUGCCGAUUGGCAAGAUCCACGGGGGGACUUGAAAGGAGGAGCAUUCCUUCAUCCGGACGCGAAGUCCAAGGGUGUUCCUGCCAAUCUUUUGGCGAUAGCACAGUCGGAGAAGAAGUGCUAUGACGCGGCCAUGGCCUUCACGCACAGCGUGAGCGAUCACGACAAGAAGGAGAUCGUGGCACGUCACAAGAUUCCUUUGCUACCCACCCGGUCAGCCCAGAAGACCAACUCCUUAUUGCAGGAAAAGGCUGCACCUGGAGUCUGCGCACGACCUCCAAAACCUAACGGUCUCCGGCCAUGGUUGAACCGUUCGGAACUGACUGGAACGGACCAAGCUGGAGCGAAGAUCUUUGCCACCAGUUGCGAGGAGUGCCACAGUGGUGGAGUGGAAGCCUUGCAAACCUUCGAGGAGAACGUCGAUCUCAUUGUGCACGGCAAAGGGUCCAUGCCGGGUUUCGAGAAGACCCUCACGAAGGACGAAGUGGCCGAGGUCUUAUGGAGGCCGCAGACAUUUGCAACUCUGCGCAGCGCAAAGAACGCUGCCCUGCCUCGACGCCAUCUUUUGGGCGCCAUCAUCUUGAGUCCUGCUGUGGGCGUGCCUGCCAACGCCGCUCCAACGCCGCUGCCAGUGGCAGGAUCACCCAAGCCAAUGCCGCCGAUUGGCUAUGGCACUUGCUGCCGUCCUGGUGCCAAGGGGGAAGAGUUGGUGGAAGGUGUCAAAGCCUAUCUUGCCGCUGGGGGUAGGCUGAUUGACACGGCACAGAUUUAUGGCAAUCACGAGGAUAUUGCUGAGGCGAUUCGCCAGAGUGGUGUGAAGCGUGAGGAGCUGUGGAUUACCUCCAAAGUACGAGUGCAGAGCUGCAACACUCCAGAGGAUGUUUUGAAGGCUGUGGACACAACCUUGCGACAGCUGGACACCAAGUAUGUGGACUUGAUGCUUCUGCACGGGGGGCGAUGGCUGGGGCAUCCUUCCUGA